GCGUGCUCUCCAGCGGGGGGCAGUAUCUGGUCUCUCGGCUCUUCAGUCUGCCCGAAUGUCCUUACAGAAGAAGGGUUAUUUUGGUCACACGGGGUGAUAUAACGAUAUAACCUCCCGGUUUCUACUGGUGUUUCUCUUCUGAGGAGCUAAAGAACCAGCGGACAGGUCUGAGCUCUGAGCCCGGACCCUGAGGAGAGGAGAGCAGCGCGUGAGCUCCGUGCUGAGCGGCCCGGUCCAGAGAUGAUUCCGUCCAGCAGAUACUCGCUGCAGGCACAUCGGUGUAUACGUGCUCUGAAAGCUGUUCAGACUGAGCAUGUGGUUCCACAAGUGUACACAAGGCGCAGUUCGUCUGCUCCUGUGCCAAGAAUUACGUCCCAUUAUACGAUCUGCCCCCGAGAUAAGGACCCACGAUGGGAAGGUGUGGAAAUGGAGCGCUUUGCUGAUGAAGCAGAUGUUGUCAUUGUGGGCGGAGGCCCUGCCGGACUAUCGGCAGCCAUUCGGUUGAAGCAGCUGGCCAAUCAGCACGAGAAAGAGCUGCGAGUGUGUGUGGUGGAGAAAGCAUCUCAAAUUGGAGCUCACACGCUAUCUGGAGCCUGUCUGGAGCCCAGCGCCCUCAACGAACUUAUCCCAGACUGGAAGGACAGAGGGGCACCACUGAACACAAAAGUCACAGAAGACCGAUUCGCCAUCUUGACAGAAAAAUACAGGAUUCCUGUUCCAAUUCUUCCAGGUCUCCCCAUGAACAACCAUGGAAACUACAUUGUGCGGCUGGGCCACUUCGUGCGCUGGCUGGGGGAGCAGGCCGAGGAGCUGGGGGUGGAGCUUUAUCCGGGCUACGCUGCGUCGGAGGUGUUGUUCCACGAGGAUGGAAGUGUGAAGGGAAUAGCAACAAAUGAUGUGGGGAUUGCCAAAGAUGGGUCACCUAAGGACAUAUUUGAGCGAGGCAUGGAGCUCCAUGCCAAAGUCACCGUGUUCGGGGAGGGCUGUCAUGGACAUCUGGCCAAGCAACUCUAUAAACAUUUUAACCUGAGAGAGGGCUGUGAGCCACAGACCUACGCCAUCGGCCUCAAAGAGCUGUGGCUGAUCGAUGAGAAGAAAUGGCGCCCCGGCCGGGUGGAGCACUCUGUCGGCUGGCCUCUGAACCGCAACACAUACGGAGGUUCCUUCCUCUACCACCUGAACGAGGGAGAGCCGAUGGUGGCUUUGGGUUUAGUGGUGGGCCUGGACUACACUAACCCUUACCUGAGCCCAUUCAGGGAAUUCCAGCGCUGGAAGCAUCAUCCCUCUGUGGUGCCCACGCUGGAGGGUGGAAGCAGGAUAGCGUAUGGAGCCAGAGCUCUUAAUGAGGGAGGUUUCCAGUCCGUGCCUAAGCUGACGUUUCCUGGCGGUGCUCUUAUCGGCUGCAGUCCAGGCUUCAUGAAUGUGCCCAAGAUCAAAGGCACCCACACGGCCAUGAAGAGCGGCAUGCUGGCAGCUGAGGCCAUCUUCAGCAAACUGACAGACGAGAACCUGCAGUCUGACACAGCAGGUAUCCAUGUUCCCAGCUAUGAGGAAAGCCUGAAGAACUCCUGGGUAUGGAAGGAGCUGCGUUCCGUGAGGAACAUUCGACCAUCAUUCCAUAACUACUUUGGUCUGUAUGGAGGGAUGGUGUACACUGGUAUCUUCUACUGGAUACUGCGGGGCAAAGAGCCAUGGACCCUUAAACACGCCGGUUUGGAUGCAGCCCAGCUCAAGCCAGCAAAAGAGUGCACGCCCAUAGAGUACCCUAAGCCUGAUGGGAAGAUCAGUUUUGACCUUCUGUCAUCGGUAGCUCUGAGUGGGACCAAUCACGAGCACGAUCAGCCCCCUCAUCUCACACUGAAGGACGACAGCGUUCCAGUAGCACAAAACCUUGCCGUCUAUGAUGGCCCAGAGCAGAGAUUCUGUCCUGCAGGUGUGUACGAGUUUGUUCCCCUGGAAUCCGGUGAAGGUAUGAGACUACAGAUCAAUGCACAGAACUGUGUGCACUGCAAGACAUGUGACAUCAAAGACCCCAGCCAGAACAUCAACUGGGUCGUCCCUGAGGGCAGCGGAGGACCAGCCUACAACGGCAUGUAAACCUUCCAAAGGGUUUUUUUACCUUCCCCACUUCUCCGGGUUCUUCUGCAGUUUUAUUAAUCAUAUGGACUCAUCAUGCAGCGGCAUACAUCUAUACAUCUUCAGGGUCUAUUUUCAUUAAACUUCAAGAUGGAAUUAAGUAUGUUCUUUUUAUUAUGUGCCUACUACAGAAUAUUAAUGCCCGUAUCCAGCGGUGUGGGCAUUAGCAGGAGUGUAAUAAAUUAUCUGGAUGCCAGUGGCAGCGUGUGCUUAGUAUGUUUGAUGCAAUGUUUAAUGCUUGAAAGGCUGCUGGAGUACAGCAGUUUUAAUGUAAUAUAUGAUGAAAGUGUGACCAAGUGAGCUGGUGAAGUCUGCUCAGGAGAACAGCAGUACUUUGGAUUAUCUAUAUACGCACAUGCAUAGCAACUGGUGGGCGAUGCUGUUUCACUGGAUCCCCAUUAGGGCUGGACAAUAAUUGAUUAUCCGGUAUACACUACGAUACCAAAAAAAAUGGGUCUGAUUAUUUACAUUUACAUUAUUUAAAACAUCAGUCCUCGACUGACGUUUAUUAUUUGGUGCUAGGCCUGUCAUGAUAACUUUGAUUGAACAAUAUAUUGUUAAAAACAAAUUGAGAUAAUAAACAAUUAAAUGAUCAAAGUCCUUUAAGGAUUAUAUUUUCUGUAGUAAAGCAUCAGUGUAUCUGUGUGAUUUGUAUCGUCCGAAUCACCCUGCACAAACUUUGUGCUGCAUGAAAACAGGCAAGAUGGCUAAGUUUUCCUGCUGAACAGGUAAUCGCUGAGCCUCAUGAAAGUUUGUUAACCAUAACUAGGUAAUUACUACCACCACUAGUGUAGUAGAAGUGGGCGUUUUGGAUCACUUUCCACUGUGUCUACAUCUGACAACCUGCACAAGCUUCAUGUCUGGAGAGGAAAACUGAAUUCAAGGUUUGCAAAUUGGACUCCUGUAGCCAUUUUACACUAGUUUACAUGUAAUACAGUUUGUUACUUUAAAAAUAUAGACUAAUAAAUUUAAGUUUAUGAUAUGGAUAUAAAAAUAACAAUAAAAGUAAAACUUUUAAAAAAAGCUAUUAAUUCUAAUUCUAUUCAUUUAAAGAAUAUUCAAACAUUGAAACUGGAAUAGAAACCUUUUCAUACAUUCUUUAAAAAUGCAAGUAUUUAUGUACAAAAAUGCAAGUAUUUAUUGUACAAUAUUUAUCUAAAUAUUGUACAAUAAAUCAAUAAUCUAAUUUUUGUGACGGGCUGUAGGGUAAAAAUUAAUUGGUAAGAAUUGUCAGACACAUUGUUGUUAGCAUGCCAGGUUUCUGUGGCUUUUAUAUUGUUUAAAUUGUUAGAAUUUCUCGUAUAAAACCAAAAUUCUGUACAUUGUGAUUAAAAAUGUUGGCCAUAUUGUCCAGCCCUAUUGCCUAGGUACCAGACUAUACGCUGCCAGCAUCAGUAGCUCAGUUAGAGCUGUAUAAAACAUCAAAUUCAGAAACUGUAAGUGCUAAAAUAAAUUCAUUUCACCAAA
Messenger RNA from Astyanax mexicanus (Mexican tetra), 3603 nucleotides. It is a transcript of the gene etfdh, whose product is annotated as electron transfer flavoprotein dehydrogenase. The record is from RefSeq and is a predicted model, not a curated record. Gene Ontology annotation, molecular function: iron-sulfur cluster binding; electron-transferring-flavoprotein dehydrogenase activity. The coding region runs from base 241 to 2097 and encodes 618 amino acids. Gene Ontology annotation, biological process: electron transport chain. Lineage: Eukaryota; Metazoa; Chordata; Actinopteri; Characiformes; Acestrorhamphidae. Gene Ontology annotation, cellular component: mitochondrial inner membrane. The transcript is spliced from 13 exons.